Molecule: messenger RNA, 1392 nt
Organism: Neolamprologus brichardi
Lineage: Eukaryota; Metazoa; Chordata; Actinopteri; Cichliformes; Cichlidae
Source: RefSeq, a predicted model, not a curated record
UCUAGUCCCUCCGUAGAUCAUCUUUGACGUUGGCGUUGAGCGACGCGAAGAAGUAGAAAAACUUAUUCUGCGGGCACAACUUCAGGCUUUGUGAACAAAAACUUUCAAAGAUGUCUUCAGGCGCUCUCUUCCCCAGCAUGGUCAGCGGCUCCCGAGCAAGCUCCAGCAAGUACCUGGUGGAGUUUCGAGCAGGUAAAAUGAACCUGAAGGGCAACACGGUGACCCCGGACAAACGGAAAGGGCUGGUCUACAUCCAGCAGUCCGAUGACUCUCUGAUCCACUUCUGCUGGAAGGACCGGACCACGGGGAACGUAGAUGAUGACCUGAUCAUCUUCCCUGACGACUGUGAGUUUAAAAGGGUGACACAGUGCACCACCGGACGUGUCUACGUCCUGAAAUUCAAGGCCGGGUCCAAGCGGCUCUUCUUCUGGAUGCAGGAGCCAAAGACUGACAAAGAUGACGAGUACUGCAGGAAGGUCAACGAGUACCUGAACAACCCUCCCAUCCCCGGAGCAUCCGGCAGCGGCGGCGGUGGCCACGAGUUGUCAGCGCUGGGUGGAGAGGGCGGCCUGCAGAACCUGCUGGGAAACAUGAGCCACAACCAGCUGAUGCAGCUGAUGGGACCCACGGGGCUCGGAGGUCUCGGCCUGGGAGCUCUAGCUGGACCGGGACUCGCCAACCUGCUGGGGGGCGGAGGACCUGUGACCAGCAGCUCCUCAUCCAGUACCUGGAAACCCCCUGACUCCUCCCACCUUCUAUCCUCUACAGCCCCGGCUCAGACUCCCGUGGCCCCGGCCUCCACUGGAAGCCCCGCCCCUCACCAGCCCAUCCAGCUCAGCGAUCUUCAGAGCAUCCUGGCCACCAUGAAUGUGCCGGCAGCAGGGGCUCCGGGCUCAGCAGUGGACCUGGCGAGCGUGUGCACCCCAGAGAUGAUGGCUCCUAUUCUGAGCAACGCCGAGGUCCAGCAGAGGCUCCUCCCCUUUCUCCCCAGUGGGGAGAGUCUGCCGCAGAGCGCCGAGGAGAUCCAGAACACCCUGAACUCUCCUCAGUUCCAGCAGUCCAUGAGCAUGUUCAGCAGUGCGUUGGCCUCCGGGCAGCUCGGCCCCCUCAUGAGUCAGUUUGGACUGCCACCCGAUGCCGUGGACGCAGCCAACCGUGGAGAUGUGGAGGCGUUCGCUCGAGCCAUGCAGGGCAGCAGAGAAGAGUCGAAGGAGAAGAAGGACGAGGAGGACAUGAGUCUGGAUUAGAGUCUCUGUGACAUCAUCUGUUUCAUUUUUUUUUCACUUUUUCUUUUAUCAAAGGUUUGACCCCUUCAUGACCUUUUUUUUCCUCUGAAGAGGGCGGGGCUUCGGGUGUAUUCAGCUCUUUCUAAUAAAAACGUAAUGACUGAAA